Molecule: messenger RNA, 1578 nt
Organism: Centrocercus urophasianus (Greater sage-grouse)
Lineage: Eukaryota; Metazoa; Chordata; Aves; Galliformes; Phasianidae
Gene: SSR1
Product: signal sequence receptor subunit 1
Exons: 8
Coding region: 25-891 (288 amino acids)
Cellular component (GO): endoplasmic reticulum membrane; endoplasmic reticulum
Source: RefSeq, a predicted model, not a curated record
CGGGGCUGCCGGCCUGCCGCCGCCAUGAGGAGCGCGCCGCGCCUGCUGCUGCUCGCCCUGCUCAUCUUUCCCGCCGCCCUGCUGCUCCGGGGCAGCGGCGCAGGUUCAGGCUUAUUAGCUGCAGCUCAGGAUGCUACAGAAGAUGAGGAAGCUGUGGAAGAUACUGUAGUUGAAGACGAAGAUGAUGAAGCUGAAGUUGAAGAAGAUGAGCCUACAGACUUGACAGAAGAAAAAGAGGAAGAAGACUUGUCAGGAGAACCUAAGGCCUCACCUAGUGCUGAUACAACAAUAUUAUUUGUCAAAGGUGAAGAUUUUCCAGCAAACAACAUUGUGAAAUUCCUGGUAGGCUUCACCAAUAAGGGUACAGAAGACUUCAUUGUUGAGUCUCUUGAUGCUUCGUUCCGGUACCCUCAAGACUACCAGUUUUAUAUCCAGAACUUCACAGCUCUCCCCCUGAAUACAGUAGUUCCACCGCAGAGACAAGCAACAUUUGAGUACUCUUUCAUCCCUGCUGAGCCUAUGGGGGGCCGUCCUUUUGGAUUAGUUAUCAAUCUCAACUACAGAGAUGCAAAUGGUAAUAUGUUUCAAGAUGCUGUCUUCAAUCAAACGGUUACAAUUAUUGAAAAAGAAGAUGGAUUGGAUGGAGAAACGAUCUUCAUGUACAUGUUCCUUGCUGGACUUGGUCUGCUUGUUAUCGUUGGCCUACAUCAGUUACUAGAAUCUAGGAAGAGAAAAAGACCAGUACAGAAAGUUGAAAUGGGAACAACGAAUCAGAACGAUGUUGAUAUGAGCUGGAUUCCCCAGGAAACUUUAAAUCAAAUAAAUAAAGCUUCACCAAGGAGGUUGCCCCGCAAGAGGGCACAGAAGAGAUCAGUGGGCUCUGAUGAGUAAAUGUUAACUAGUGCAACAAAUGAACCUUUACUAAUCCUGCCUGUUGGGUUUUUUUUUGUAUUGGAGUAGUGCGGAGUCCGUGUCAGCGCAAGGAAAAUACUGCUAAACAUUUGGACUGAACAGUUCAACUGAAUGGUGUUAAUAUUACUGAAAAUGCACUUCUCUUUUUUGUUAAAUAAUUGUUGGGGGGAGCCAUUAAGGUUUGUGCCUGCGUGUGUAAGCAGUUGGUCUUAACAGAACCGUGUUACCUGAAAUGUGCCUUUAGAGUUCUUUUAAAUGCUGGCUUGUCCUCUGUAUACUUGGAAGGGUAUUUUCCCCUCCCCAUAAUCUGAAUGUCUAGUGACUUAAUUUGUCUUGAUUGUAUCCUGCCUAUCAGAACCUGUCUACGUUUUUCUUCUCGGUGACUUUGUUCUCUAUCGCACGCACAGACUCAAGUUUGUGUGUCCAGCCCUGUUCAGGCACUCGUCAUCUGGAUUUCUGUGCAGUUAGCAUUCUAAAGGCACAAUUGGGUAUAGCUGCUUGUAGUGGUAGAUACUUUGCUGCUGUUUUGACCUGGGCAUGCAGGGACCUAAACAUCUGAAUUUAUCUGCAUGGAUGUUAGGACAACUCUUACACGGCAGCAGAACUUGUGAAGCAUGGAAUUUGUGUGCUGAAUUGGUAUUACUACAUAAAUUUUUUUAUACCCAA